CUUCGUUAAUAUUCUGUGUUGUUGACUAAGCAACGAUAUAAAUUAUACAAACAUAUCUUCUUGUAUAAACGUUUCUCUGUUGAUUAAUCAUCCGAUCGUUCAACACUUUCGUUCGCGACUGACAAAUGACAACGAUGGAGAAUCGGUAAUUUAUUACCGUGAACCGGUCACAAUGAGAACGAAUAUUGACAGAAAUCGCUUGGCCAGUUCCGUUCGCUUGCCUGUUGGCUAAUUUAGGUUCUCGACCCGAUGUACUUGAAUUCGUAUACAUCGCGAUCGACCAAUCGCUGGAUACCUAAAAAUAGCGCGAUGCCAUAAUUUCUUUUUAAAAAAUCGUUCGUUUUCUAUGAUCUUAGUCUCUUAUUCAUCGCCACUUUCACCCGCGGUCGUUCAACGCGCACAUAUUUAUCGCACGUCAACUUUAUCAGCACAGACACUUCUUAUCUUCACCGCACUACGGAAGUUGAAUUUAUUUGCAAUCGGAAGCAGGUCCUCAAAAACCUUCAAACCAAAGAAGAAUAUUCCUGAGGGAACUCAUCAGUAUGACUUGAUGAAACAUGCAGCUGCCACCCUUGGUUCUGGGAAUCUGAGACUGGCAGUUAUGCUUCCAGAGGGUGAAGAUUUGAAUGAAUGGGUUGCAGUAAAUACUGUUGAUUUCUUUAAUCAAAUCAACAUGUUAUAUGGCACUAUCACAGAGUUUUGUACAGAAGAAAGUUGUCCCAUCAUGUCUGCAGGACCAAAAUACGAAUAUCAUUGGGCUGAUGGGCACACUGUUAAGAAACCAAUUAAGUGUUCUGCACCAAAGUACAUUGAUUAUUUAAUGACCUGGGUGCAAGACCAGUUAGACGACGAAACAUUGUUUCCUUCAAAAAUUGGGGUUCCUUUUCCAAAAAAUUUUUUGUCCAUUGCCAAGACAAUAUUAAAACGGCUGUUUAGAGUAUAUGCACAUAUCUAUCAUCAACACUUCAGUGAAGUAGUUCAACUUGGCGAAGAGGCACAUUUAAAUACAUCAUUCAAACAUUUCAUAUUUUUUGUACAGGAAUUUAACUUGAUAGAGAGAAGAGAAUUAGCACCAUUGCAAGAAUUAAUAGAGAAAUUAACGGCGAAAGAUGCCCGAUGAACAAUCUCGAUCAUCUCAAUUUAAAACUCCUCCAAAGAAUCUCACCCGUGCUAUAUUUUUAACAAACGUGUAACCGCGCAUGUUAUUUAACUAACCCAAUCAUUGCUAACGUGAUUAUUGCCUCGGACCAGGAGUCACUGGUUAUAAUACAACAUAUUUUAUCCAUGAAUAAGAAAACAAGUGACUGAUACAUUUUAUAACAAAUUGCGGACAUUCGAUUGAAAACAAUGCUGGGGAAAAAAAAGAAAAGAUUUUGACCAUUUACGAAGCAAAAUUGAUAUACGGUUAGAGUGACGAGUUAAGGGGGUGAAGAUUAUUAUGUAGACUUUUGUAAAAUAGUUAUACAUCCAGUACACAUCAUAGUACUCGCUUUGUUUCAUAAUUUGAAAAACAGAAAAUAUUGUUUUCUAAUUAAUCAAAGUGUUUCGUCAUAAAUUAUAAUUUAUUAUUAUGCAGUCAAUUUUUAUACUUGAAAGUUAACGCCCUAAAAGCGUUCUAGUUGAAGAAUGCAAAUCACAGCGUGGAUCACACACACUAAGAGACUAAUUCAUAUCGGCUAUGGAACAGAUAUAGUUUUAUGAAAAAAAACAAAAAAAAAAAAGAAAAGAUAUUUAGACAACGAUGAUACUCGGUCUCACAUUUCUAUUCACAUCGUUUGUUAAUACGAUUUUUGAGAUAUUGCGUGAUAUAAUUUUAUUGUAAAACAUUAAAAAGUAUCAUUACUUUUAUAGAUAGAAACAAGAUAGGCGAUAAUGUUUGAAAAAUAAAAUGCUGCCGUUAGCUGUUUUCACUCGAGACUAUUUUGAAACGUUGCGUUUUCAUUAUUGAAUAAAUUUAACGAUCCGGAUGUAACGUUUAUAUAUCAUUGCUAACUGCACAUUGUUGGUACAUAAAGUUAUUAAGUUAAUACUAUACUAUUUACAUUUCGUACUAUGUAAUUAGUUUGGACGAUUAUUAUCGUGUUAAGCGCUUGAUAGAAAUUAUUUAUAGAGUUAGGAAAUUUUAUUCGCACCCUUGUACGAGUGAGUUUUGAGUCUAUUCUAGGCGUAUUAUAUUUAAGCCGUUUGCGUUCCAUUACUGGGAAGAUUUAUCAUGCAUUUCUAUUACAUUUUCGCUUUGUCAAAUUUGUACAUUCUUUUAACGACACGAAAGUUUUCCAUGUAUUCUUAUUUUCUUUUUUUU
Osmia lignaria (orchard mason bee) is the source of this 2302-nucleotide messenger RNA. The record is from RefSeq and is a predicted model, not a curated record. Lineage: Eukaryota; Metazoa; Arthropoda; Insecta; Hymenoptera; Megachilidae.